Messenger RNA from Halichondria panicea, 2066 nucleotides. Its product is annotated as mucin-2-like. The record is from RefSeq and is a predicted model, not a curated record. The coding region runs from base 109 to 1977 and encodes 622 amino acids. Gene Ontology annotation, cellular component: ESCRT I complex. Gene Ontology annotation, biological process: ubiquitin-dependent protein catabolic process via the multivesicular body sorting pathway. The transcript has 8 exons. NCBI's taxonomy places the organism in Eukaryota, Metazoa, Porifera, Demospongiae, Suberitida, Halichondriidae. Gene Ontology annotation, molecular function: ubiquitin binding.
GUCACAUGUCUCUGCAGAAAGUCAUGUGAAAGACAAGUCCAAUAAACAAGUUUAUAGUUUUUAGUUGAAAAGUGCCCAGAGACACCACUUCAGUUACCUUGAGCAGUCAUGGCAUACCAACCUCAGAGAAGGAACACAGUGUCCAAAUCAUCAGGACCAAGUCACAUGAACUCUUAUGCCUUGAGGGGAAUACCGAUCAAAUACAAGCCUCCCUUGUUUGUACCGGAUAUCCAAUACCUACCCGCCACUUGGAAGCCCCCAGAGAUGCUAUCAGCGAACAUUAUUGGAUACGACUACAGCCUCGAGACUGCAAUACUAUCCCAGGCUAGACAGAGAGCUGUAUCAGUGGCUGCGGAGGAAUCUCUAAAAAGGCAACAAAUAGACAAGUUGAAAAAAGAACUGCAGGAGAGAGAAGAAGCUGCAGCAAAGGCAGCUCGAGAACUGAUCCCCCCUCAACCACUGUUUAGCAAUGACAUUCUAACUCCCACACCUGUAGCCAGUAACGCAACUAAAUUAAGUGCUGCAAACUCAGUGGAAAAUAGUGAGGACUCCGAUAGCCCCAAGUCUACGUCUGGUAUUGAACUGACAGUGGAGCCACCGAUUAAGACACUCGGACAGAUAAGCAUACGUGAGUUUGAGACUAACACACAUGAUGACCCGUUUGAAAUCGCAAGUCUACAAGCUAUCAACGAUAUGGAAGUACUGCAAAGUGUAUUGCAACCAAUUCCACUUCCCAUCAUCUCAACUCCAACUAGUACUAGUCCACCAUUGAUACAAACCUCGCAGCAAAAUUCAACCACUCAAAUGCCAGGGUUAGGCACAAGUCCUACUAGGAGCCACUCGUCUCCUAUACCUACGCCAAGGACGUCUAGGACACAAUUGACGGCUAACUCAAGCGGCCUUUACCCAAGUACAACACCACCGACUGCAGUGGCUCCUGUCAGCUCACAAGUGCCGUCUUAUCCUAAUCCGUUUAUGGCUAAUAACUCGACUAACAAUGUUCCAGUGAAUCCAUCUGAGCCAGGUGUAGGACUCUUAAUUGAUUUUGGUGGAGAUUUUACUCUUCAACCGCCCCCUACAUCUGUCCAAUCACCCCCCACAUUGGUCCAACCAGCCCCCACAUAUGUUCAACCGCCCCCUACAUUGGUCCAACCACCCCCCACGGUGACAGCCUCGGCCACAGCUGUAAGACUACCGUACAUGGUGGAAGUGGACCAACCUCAAGGUUCCUCUCAUCCUGUUCCCAAACUCAGAACGCACAUACCGCCCCCAAGCAUCCCCCCGUAUCCAAACGGAGCUUCCAGUGCCCCUAAUCAAACGUCACCCAUUGUACCCCCUAAGGGCAUUCGGCCUGCCACUAAAAAUCAUCCUCCAGCUCGUCCACCAAAACCAAAAGGUCACGUUGGAUUUACAAUACUGAGUAACAGCUCUCCCUCUUCCAACCGACCUGGAUUUGGUGUGCCCGUCCUUCCUCCGAUUCCGACCUCUGCAGCCCCCCCAACCACUACUGCCCCCCAGAUGAAUCGCCCCCUGAACAUCCCACCCCCACUUUAUACCUCCCCUAUCCUCAACAAACGAAUCCUGCCGCCCUAUAGCUCGCCCCCCAAGACUUACAAAUUACCAGACCCCAUGAGUAGUCUGACGGUGUCCCAGAAGAGUGAGGUGAAGUCACUGUCUGGAAUGGGGUUUCCCCUUCCCAGAGUUGCCAGGGCCAUGCUCAGAUACGAGGGGGACAACACCAAGAUACUGGAUUUCUUGUUUCUGGUGGGCAGGCUGGAAGAGCAGAAGUUCUCUGGAGAUAGUGCUGAGGUAGCACUUAUUGCUUGCAAAGAUGAUGAAUCAAAGGCUGUCGAGUAUUUGAACAAGGUCGAAGGAUUCAAGAAUAUUGGCUUUUCUGAGAAAAAGAUUCACGAUGCGUUUGAAAAGUCAGGCAAAGACUGGGACAAAGCAUUGGACUUACUAACUGAAGAUAGAUGAUAGUUAGCUUUAUCUGUGCCACUAUACAGUAUAGUGAGUGCAUGCUGCUACACAUUGGUAUUCAAUAAAUAAUUUUUUUGGAAACCACA